Molecule: messenger RNA, 540 nt
Organism: Prunus armeniaca (apricot)
Lineage: Eukaryota; Viridiplantae; Streptophyta; Magnoliopsida; Rosales; Rosaceae
Source: the annotation of a GenBank genome assembly
AUGGCUUUGGGAAAGAAAUGCAAGAGUUGCUUGAAAUCGAAGCCCGGGGGUUUGGUGGCAGAGGAGGGGCUGGAGUUAGGGUUUGUCAAGUACACGCGAGCUUUGGGGAGGAAGAGGAUUGGGAUUUCUAACAAUGGCGAGCCUUCGCCUACUGAUUCGUAUCCCAGCACUCCAUUGAAGAAGCAGCGAAGUGGGAAAUUGGUUUCGGAUUCUGAAACCUCUGCCCUAGAAGCUCUGCCUCAGGAGAUUCUGAUUAAGAUUGUGUGUGGCGUUCAUCAUGAGGAUUUGAAACAGCUUUUCCACGUAUCAAAACCAAUUAGAGAAGCGACUCUGAUUGCUAAGCAGUGGCAUUUUGCCUAUAGCACACCUUCAAAGACCCCUGCUUUCCGGACCGCCAUUGAUUUCUCAAGCGACGAUAUGGAUGAGAUUGAAGCUCCGAAUGCUCCGAAACAGUGGAGGGAGCAGCAUAGGCAGUUGCCGAGCCGCAAGAAGCUUGCUGAGAUAUCGGUGAACUUGUUUGCUUCAUGGGACGAGGAGUAG